This is a messenger RNA of Rubroshorea leprosula, 842 nucleotides long. Lineage: Eukaryota; Viridiplantae; Streptophyta; Magnoliopsida; Malvales; Dipterocarpaceae. The record is from the annotation of a GenBank genome assembly.
CUUUUUUACUUGACUCAAGAUUUGAACUUGAAAUUUUCAACUUUGAGUUCGAACUUGAAAUUUUCAACUUUGAGUAUCAAGCUCCUAACUUUUGAAUCACUUCAUUAGAGUUAAGAGUAAACUCUUUUAUCAUCUAAAUUAUUGACUCUUUGAGGUUUUCCGUUUGGUGAAUUGCAAUCUCUUCACGCCUAUUGCCGCCGAUAUAGAUAUGUGCACUUCCGGUGGAAGUGAUGCUGAAUCUCGUGAAGAAAUUGUUGAGCUUUUGGACCCCAAAGAUAAUGAGCACUGCCGCAAUGAGGAAUCAAUGAGAGCAAAAUCUGAAGGAAAAUUCAUUCACAGGCUUCUCGGAAAGUUUCCGGUCCUGGAUUUUCGCCGGAAUCUGCAAUUGAAUCAGGCAAGUCCUUCUUCCCUUCAUUAGGAUUAAUUUUUGGGUCAGAGGGAAUAAUGUAUACUUUCCAAUUGAAUGCUUUGACUUCCCCAUUUAACUGUGGAAUGGGAAUAUGAAUUUGAAAAGGGAAAAACAGUACCAAUUCCACAUUAAAGAAACAAACUCUUGGUGGAAAUGAAAAUGAAUCAAAAGAUUUUUUUUUUCCCCCUCUUUGAAUUCCCAUGUUUGGGGAUUUAUUCAUGAAGCUGUAUGGCUGUUUGGGUGGUUCUGUGGGUUCCACUUUUUCUGGGCAUUAGCAAAAUCCUAAAUUUCAGAACUUCUGUCAAUGUGAUUUUGACUUUUACAUUUUGUAUCCCUAGAAGUUGAAGAAUCUCAUUGAAAGUGACUGGAUUUUGGUUUGAUUUGGUUCGAUUUGAUUUGCAGAUAUAUUCCUUCAUAAAUUUUGUUUUUCUCA